Messenger RNA from Silurus meridionalis, 2799 nucleotides. It is a transcript of the gene mctp2a, whose product is annotated as multiple C2 domains, transmembrane 2a. The transcript has 20 exons. Gene Ontology annotation, biological process: regulation of neurotransmitter secretion. The coding region runs from base 172 to 2784 and encodes 870 amino acids. Gene Ontology annotation, cellular component: synaptic vesicle membrane. The record is from RefSeq and is a predicted model, not a curated record. Gene Ontology annotation, molecular function: calcium ion binding. NCBI's taxonomy places the organism in Eukaryota, Metazoa, Chordata, Actinopteri, Siluriformes, Siluridae.
GCGACACAACAAACCGGUCAAAUCAGACUGACAACUUCACAGACUCUGGGUGUUUGAGUUGUACCGGUUUAAUACUUUACACGAGGACACGCACAACGCACAAGUCUACAUUACAUUUGAACGAACCUCUGUAUAGCUAUCAAGGAAAAAACGAUCUCAGCUCCAUUGAAAAUGGAUUCUAAAAAGAAUGUUUUUGCCAAACUCAGAGACAAAACUAAGCCAUUGUUUAAUGUAAAAAUGGGGAGGAAAGGCAAAAAGACUCCCCUGAAAUACAGAAGGAGUAUCUCAGUACCAGACUUGUUAAGUACUCAAUCCAUGUCAUCUUUUCUAGACCUAUCUGGUGAGUCUUCAUCCACAGGCCCAUUUGCUAGGUCGAAUUUGUUUGUUUCAGAUGAUACUAAGUGUGAAACAUCCAGUCUUACUGACAGUCUCACUGCCACAGACACAACAUCUGCAAAAGGCACUGACUCAUGCACUGCCCCAGGCACUCCACUUUCCAAAAGUGCCCUGGGCCAGUGCAAUGCUACAGACCUAUCUCUGGAUCAAGCUAGUAUCCCAAAUACGCCAUCUUCAGCCAGGCACCUGGACAAAUAUACUGCCCCAUACAUACCAGCCAAGGUUGUGGACAACCCGCUACUUUCAGCCACCCCACCAACAAUCAUAUAUCCUACAUCAGAGCGGCCAGCAUUUGUGAAUGCACCAGGCACAAAGGAAAGUUUAGAGAAACAGACGGAGGAGAAGGAAAGAAACACCACGUGGUACAUAGAGGACAGUGAGUCAGCUUGUAGCACACCAUCUGAGGACCGCUCAUUCAGCUACUGGCCUCAAGAUCAUGACCUGGCAGGGUUAGAUCCUGUUUCACCAAGGUUUACAGAGAUGUUUAUAAUCGGCUCAGCUGAAGACACAAAUGAAGUUUCCAAUGAGACCAAUGACUAUGACACCAAUUUCUCACCAAAAGAAAUAAAAAGCUCGGGAGUAAGCAGUGAAGGCCAGGCUACUGCAACAGGACAGAAGACUCAUUAUCUUCUCACCAUCAACUUAAAGGAGGGAAGGAACCUAGCCAUCAAAGACCGCUGUGGUACCAGUGACCCUUAUGUCAAAUUCAGAAUAGAUGGCAAGACGGUCUACAAAAGCAAGGUUGUGUACAAGAACCUUAAUCCUGCGUGGAACGAGUGCUUCUCCAUCCUUGUCAGGGACCUGGAGCAAAAUGUCUAUGUUAAGGUGUAUGACCGGGAUCUAAGAUCACGGGACUUCAUGGGCUCAAGCUUAAUCCCGCUCAGUACCUUGGAGUUGGACAAAACAUCUGAGAUGAUCCUACGUUUGAAAGACCCUGGCAGUCUGGAAGAGGACAUGGGAGUAAUAAUCUUAGACGCCUGCGUGUCCAUCUGUGAGGGGCCCACCAAACGAAAUAAAUGGCCUCUUAAGAGGAAAGGAAGCUUCAAUAAGGGUCAGCUUCGAGCGGCUGCCGUGCAGAAAAGCCAAUUGUGGUGUGGAGUAUAUACUGUGGUGCUUGUGGAAGGGCAGGACAUGCCUGAUGGUGGCCAAGGGGAUCUAUUUGUUCGCUUCAAACUGGGAGAGCAGAGGUUCCGAAGUAAGAAUCUGUGCAUUAAGACAAAUCCACAGUGGAGGGAGAGGUUUGAAUUCAACCGUUUCGACGAUGGCCAAACAGAUGUGCUGCUGGUCGAGCUCUACUGCAAGAAGGGCAGAAAGUGUGAGGAAUGCUGGGGAGCGGUUGAACUUGACCUCUCACAGCUGCCAGCAAAUACAACACAGACAUACAACGUGAUUAUUGGCAAAGGUCGGUUGGUGUUUCUGGUCACGCAGAAACCCUGUUCUGGAGUCUCCAUCUCUGACCUGAGCUCCACAACCGUAGACAACCCAUACACCUAUGAAAACACCUUGCAAAAAUAUAGUCUGAAGAAUACGCUGGACAAUCUGCAUGAUGUUGGCUAUCUCCAGGUCAAGGUUUUGCGGGCUACAGACCUUUCAUCUACUGAUCUGAAUGGUAAGAGUGACCCAUUUUGUGUGCUGGAACUUGGGAACAGCAAGCUGCAAACUCAAACAAUCUAUAAGACCAUCAAUCCAGAAUGGAGAACAGCUUUUACAUUUCCAAUUAAGGACAUCCAUGAUGUCCUAAUGCUGACUGUUUUUGGUGAAGAUGGAGACAAAGCACCAGACUUUCUGGGGAAAGUCUCUAUACCUUUGUUUUCUGUGUCUAAUGGACAACAAAUAACCAGUCUUUUGAAAAAGUACAAUUUGGAAGACUUGUCGAAGGGAAGCAUUACACUGGAAAUGAAUGUUUUCUACAAUCCAGUCAGAGCUGCUAUUCGAACCUUCCAUCCCAAAGAAACAAAGCUUGAGGAGGACAACGCAAAAUUCAAUAAAAAGCUGUUAGCACGCAACAUUUACCGUGUGAGGAGGAUCAGCAUGGCUAUUCUGUAUACGCUGCAGUACAUUAAGAGCUGCUUCCAGUGGGAGAGCACUCAGAGGAGCAUCAUUGCCUUCCUGGUCUUUGUAUUGACAGUGUGGCACUUUGAGCUGUUCAUGUUGCCUCUUUUUCUCCUGCUGCUCAUCGGUUGGAACUAUUUCCACAUCACGCCAGGCGUGGGCAGCCACAGUCAGGACCUGGAGAGCAUCUCUGCUGCAGAGGAUGAAGAUGAAGAUGAAAAGGAAUCAGAGAAAAGAGGGCUGAUGGAGAAAAUCUAUAUGGUUCAAGAAAUUGUGCUCACUGUCCAAAGCGUUCUUGAUGAAAUAGCAUCUAUCGGAGAAAGAGUAAAGAAGUAAGUGUGAAGUUUCUAC